Molecule: messenger RNA, 3341 nt
Organism: Porites evermanni
Lineage: Eukaryota; Metazoa; Cnidaria; Anthozoa; Scleractinia; Poritidae
Source: the annotation of a GenBank genome assembly
AUGAUACGUCGACAAACAGCAAUUAAUGUUUUCCUUCUCUUCGUGGUCAUACUUAAUUUUAUAACGGAAAGCCAGUCCGUUUGGAGCAGUCGUAGACGCAGGCGGAGACGCCGCAGUUGUUCUCCAGUGAACUGUCAGAUGAGCCAUUGGUCUUCUUGGUCGCCUUGCAGCGCUUGGCAGUGUGCAACCUCUGGUAACCAACAAAGGACAAGGCACGUGAUUACCCAUCCUAGCUGCGGUGGGGCAGACUGCCCCUCCAACAUGCAAGAAAAUAGAGUAUGUUACGGCAAUACGCCAAUUAACUGCCAGGUCAUUUCUUGGUCCUCUUGGUCGGUGUGCAGCACAGUGCAGUGCGGGAAAUCAGGCUUUGAACAGCGAUCGCGGUAUAUAAUUAGGCAUUCUAAUUGUGGAGGAACAGCUUGCCCCUCCGCGUUGCAAGAAACUAGGAUCUGUUAUGGAACUAAAGCGUCUGCAUGUGUCUAUUCCACAUGGUCGACAUGGAGCUCGUGUCCAGCAUUCCAGUGUGGAGAUACUCAAACAAGCAGUAGACAGAUUCAUGAAAGAGAGCAAUGUGGGGGAACACCAUGUAAUAUCACGGCCUUAAGGAAAACUCGAGCUUGUAAACAAACAUUUUGCGUCAACCAGGGAAAGUUAUCAGACGGGAAAUGUUACUGCAAGUCGGGUUUUCAUGGUAGCUGCUGUCAGUAUAGUAGUAAGUAUACUUGCAUAAUUUAUCCUAUUUUAAAAGGCAUUUUCAGUUUUCGAAUUUCUUCGGUGAGGUGCGUUAUAAUCCGAAACACUCCGGUACUCACUUUUAAAAUCGAAUGGCUGUUUUGAAGCAUUUAGCAUCUCGAAUAUCUUGGAUCUUCAAAGCAAUUAGUAGUUUUAGUUCUGCAUCAUUCAAAGGCAACACUAAAAUAUAUAGUACUAUGUAUAGAAAACUUCGAAAUGACGUGAUCUCUUUUCUUUAAUCCACGGCGGAACUGGGAGGGAAAAAUAAAGACAAGACAAAGCAACUUCAAUCUUAUCAUUUUUCUAACAUGAAGUGAUUCUAUUAUGGGGUAUAUUACGAUUGCAGGAUCAGUAAACAAACGUUGUUGAAUAAAAUACCAUGACCAAAUUAGGGAUAAAACGCCAUCUAGUUCCCCCAGCCCCUCGUGGUCUAAUCCCACCCAUCCAUUGGGAUAACGUAAAAGCGCCAUUCGAAUUACCUUACAUUAAUCACUUUAAUCCUAACUCUUUGCGAGUACAAAUAUACGAAAACUUUGACCGACAGCCGUAUAGUAAGUUGACAGGAAUAUUAUUUUAAGGAUGUGUAAAAUGCCUGCUUUGUAAAACCGCACUUUACCAAUGUUUUUUUUUUUUUAAAUUAACAUUUAACUCAUUGCCAUUCCGCCGACCUUUGUGUUUCCAUAUACAUUACUUGGUGGCUUCUAAGUUCUGUCAAAGUCGUUGGGUUUCUUUAUCGUGUCUUUUUUCUUUGAAUUUUUUUGGUUUAAAUGGAUAAAAAAGGAAUUCAAUUCUCGUUCUUGAAUGGCCUUGCUGUACCUGACCUUUCCUUUCUUCACUGAUUUAUUUUCAUUUCAUUAUCAAGGUUCAUAAAAAGGGGAAAUCAAAAUAAAAAGAGAAAACAAUAAUUAACCAAUUUGCUCAUACCGCGCUAGCACGCUAGUUGAUGAUAGCACACUCAUCCCAGCAGUCAAUUUAAAUUUAAUCUUAUGAAGACUAUGUACCACUUGAACUACACACUGUAUAUGACACAAAGUUUGAGUUGCGUAUAUAUAGCAUUCCCAGACACGUAUUGAUUUUUAACCUGUUUUAUUAUAGAACUGCGGGUUGGAGACAUUUAGUUUCCCGCAUCAGGUCACCACGAAAAUAUUUUUGAUCCAGAAAAAUCCCAAACCCUGUCAACCCUAGUUUGCUGACCCGGCGCGGAGUUGGGAGGGAGUAAAAAAGUUUUGAAAUGUCAAAGACCGUCGCAACCUAUCCUUUGCCGUGUGUUUUUUCUUUAAUCUUUCGGGAAAAAAUUGAACAGAAAAUAACCCCCUUGGUAAUAAUUCAGUUUCGUUCAUGCUUUCUGAGAAUAAAAUAGAUUUGAGUACGCUAUGUACAUUACAUAGAAUGUACGAGUUGUGACUUUCUUUUCAAGUUAUUACCACCACCUAAUCAGUAAUUGGCUCAACUAGCUCAAUGUAUGUUAAGCUAGUGAUAAAUCUCAGAAUGGCUCGUUACCGUGACGUGACUAAUAUCACGGAAAGAUACAUGUCCAUGCACAUCGAUGUCCGACUGGGAAGUUUUGUUUGUACCCCACAUUGAAGUCACGUUUUACGAACGUAUGAUUGACGUAACAAUUGCUGCUGAUUGGCAGCAAGCAAUGCCAAACGCUCAGUGUGGUCUGAAAAGCACAAACUCUUUUGCGCUUUACAAUAAUAGUAUCAUUGACCUCUAGCUAAAUAGCUAAAGAAUUUCGAUGUAACCGCUCUCAGGUCCGUUGUCUCGAAAGCCACUCAAUCAUGUAAAUUAGCUCUGACACAGAUACCAGACAGUAGAAUCUUGACCUUUCCGUGAUGUCUUUCAUGUUCGGCAAUUGGCUAGUUUUUUAUAAUUGCAAGGACAAAUUACCAUUUUUUUUUCUGAAUUUACACCUUACGUUCUUUUUUCUCUUUAUUUGAACUGUUUUAGUUUUGAUUAAUGCUUUCAUUUAAGCCCAAUGUAACUGAUAACGGCAGCAAAGAACAAAUUUCCUCUAGCGUCAAUCCGGCGGUGUCAAUCAAUAAAUUAUGCUUUGACAGUGUCAAGUAACAAUGCAUUUUACACAAUCCGUUUACAUCUAUUCUAAAAAGAUGACUAUCUAUUUCGCUCUUCUCGAUCUCCGAGGUGCAAUUCUCUUUCUGGCUCUCGUACGUAUCUCAUCUAGUCAAACCAUCCCGCCAUGCAACAACAAUGACUGCUGUCAAAAGGCAAAACAUCAAGAACUUGACAAUUCUCGUCGCAGUACGCAGAGCCACUUCAAGCUUGGCCAAGUUCCGCUGUGCGACAAAGAUCUGAAAGCGGGAUGGUACCGAUUUAUCAGCUUUGUCGGUGGCGAAAUGCCUACCACAAAAGUGGACGAAAAUCGUUGUGGAACCCUGCAUCCAAUUUGGCUAAGAACCCGGACUGGCAUGCAUCCCCUUCCCUCUAACACGGCUGCUCCGGUGACAGUCACGGCAUGCGUCAACAUCAAUGAAAGAAAUGGCGGUUGCUUCUAUUCGUUCAACGUAGGCGUCAAAUUUUGCCCAGGCAACUAUUUCGUCUACUAUCUCACACCGAUGCGUUCAUGUAGCAUUGCUUAUUGCGCUGGU